Messenger RNA from Cannabis sativa, 1810 nucleotides. RefSeq lists its product as uncharacterized. The record is from RefSeq and is a predicted model, not a curated record. NCBI's taxonomy places the organism in Eukaryota, Viridiplantae, Streptophyta, Magnoliopsida, Rosales, Cannabaceae. The transcript is spliced from 2 exons. Bases 298 to 1419 code for a protein of 373 amino acids.
UCAUGUGUUAAAAAAGUUACACUCCACUUGUCACUAGUGGUACGUGGAAGAAAAUUGCUCACGUGUCAUUUCUUACCUACACGGAGACCCAAAAUUUCCCCCCAACUUUUUAAUUCUCUUCCUUCAUCUUAAGCUGUAAUCCAACGGCCUAUAUUCCAUCACUGAAGUUGCGUACUCUUCUUCCUUUAUAUACAGUUUCUUUCCUCGUUACUAGCACUCUCUCUCUCUCUCUAAAGUUUCAGCUCUGUAUUUUGGAACCUUCACCGGAAAAAAAAAUAAAAAUAUUUUAGAAAAACCAUGGCGAUGUAUUCUUCUUCUUCGAGCUCAAGCAACAAUUGGUCGCUUUCACUCAAAGUAGUCCUGAUUUCAAUAGGAGUUUUGUCCAUGGCUGUGGCUCUGAAGCUCUCAAUUCCGGUGGUAGCGAAUUUCUUUUCUUCCGAGAUCCCUUCUCUAUGGAGCUUCAUUCUCUCAUGGCUGGAGCCUCCAUACCUUUAUGUUGUCAUAAACUGCAUCAUUCUCAGCAUCGUAGCUUCCUCUAAGCUCCAGCAAAAGGCCGAAGCUCCUCCACCACCGUCUCCGUUGCCGGGUAUGAUGAUUGUCCCGCCAGUGACGGUUGAGACAGUGAAAAUCAUAGACGGAAACAACGACGUCGUAACCGGAAGAACGGAUUACGCGGCGUACACUGGGGUCGUUUUGACUGGAUACGGUUACGAUCCGACUGAGGCUGCGGCCUCAGCGAAAGUCUCGGCAGCUCAGGUCACGGUAGAGGAGCCUGCUGCAUACGAGCCGCCGCAGCAGCCGACGAGAGCAGUUUUGAAAGAGGUGAGUUCUACCAACUCUGAUCGGGUUGUGAUGAACGGCGGUGAUGAGAUGGUUGUACCGUCGACGUCGUGGAACGGCCUUCAGAGAAAAGAUUCUUCUCAGCUUUGCUUUUCGAAUGAGAACGAGAAACCACCGCUUUCAUCUCGGUUUGGUAACCGGAAAUCUGUCAAAGGCAGUCCCGAAGGUGGUAAGUCGCUUAGAGUAUCGAAACCGCCGAAGAGGCAGGACACACUGGAGAACACUUGGAAGACGAUAACGGAGGGCCGUCCGAUACCUUUGACGAGGCAUCUGAAGAAAUCCGACACGUGGGAUUCGCACGCGCGACGGAGCGGUCAAACGACGUCGGAGUUUUCAUCCCCUCCUCCAGCGCCAAAGAUGAAGAAAUCUGAAACAUUCAGUGACCGAAACUCGUCGAUGACGCAGCUGAGCCCGGCGAGCGGUGGGUCCGGGAAGUUGAGGAAGGAACCGUCGCUGAGUCAGGAUGAUUUGAAUCGGCGAGUGGAAGCGUUCAUUAAGAAGUUUAACGAGGAGAUGAGACUGCAGAGGCAGGAGUCGUUGAAUCAGUACCAAGAGAUGAUCAGUCGUGGGGCCCACUAGACGCCGUUAAAAGAGGCGAGGAGCGUGUUCUCAAUGCCCAUCAUCAUCGAGAUGACCAAGUUGAUCCUCAUCUUGAGAGAUGACCACGUGUCAUGUUUUGAUUCGUUGUUCAUACUUUCUUUUCCAUUCCCCGGAAAAGGAAAAAAAAAGAAUAUAUAUAUGUUUGAUGAUUUGGAAGAACAUAGGGUGUCAGUAUAGUAAUUAACCAAAGUUGUAGAAUGCGAAAAAGACAUAAAUGUAAACGGUAAAGUUUUGAUUUUUUUUUUGUUCAUUUGGUUGUAUAUUUAGCAUAUUGCUAAUUGAUUUUCAUUUUCCCUCUGAACUCGAAAUUAAGUUUUUUUAUUUUUUAUUUAUUGAGAGAUAUGAAUUGUGUGGUUAACAAUGUUGAAAA